AAAUAUAUUGAAUAAAAAGUGAAUCAAAAUAAAUUAUUCUUAAUUAUUUUGAUAAGCCCACAUGUCACUUAACUAUUUUGCCAAUUUUUCUAACUCUAUUUUCCCUUUUCCCCUAUAAAUUAUCCUUCUUCCCUUCUCUUUUCCUCACUAUUCCUUUUCUGUGUUAGUUUUAUUGACAUUUUUCUUGAUUUCAUCCACCGUAGUUUUAUUGAGACGUUCUUGAUUUUAUUCACUUUAAUUUUAUUGAGACGUCCUUGAUUUUAUUUAGUAUAGUUUUAUCUACAUGGCUGAUGUAGUUGCUGAUGCUAAUAUGGAUGCUGUCCAACGACGUCUUAUGUUCGAAGACGAAUGUAUUUUGGUGGAUGAGAACGACAAGGUUGUUGGUCAUGAAUCCAAGUACAAUUGCCAUUUGAUGGAAAAGAUCGAAUCUCUGAAUUUAUUGCACAGAGCUUUCAGUGUGUUUCUUUUCAACUCGAAGUAUGAACUUCUUCUUCAGCAACGAUCUGCAACAAAGGUUACCUUUCCGUUGGUGUGGACGAACACUUGCUGUAGCCACCCUCUCUACCGAGAGUCUGAGCUUAUUGAGGAGAAUGGUCUUGGUGUAAGAAAUGCUGCACAAAGGAAGCUUCUCGAUGAACUUGGUAUUCCUGCUGAAGAUGUCCCGGUCGAUCAAUUCACCCCAUUGGGACGUAUGCUUUACAAGGCACCAUCUGAUGGAAAGUGGGGAGAACACGAACUCGAUUAUCUUCUCUUCAUCGUCCGUGAUGUCAAGGUGAAUCCGAACCCUGAUGAAGUUGCUGAUAUCAAGUACGUGAACCAAGAACAACUGAAAGAGCUUUUGAGGAAAGCAGAUGCUGGCGAAGAAGGUUUGAAGCUAUCUCCUUGGUUCAGACUUGUCGUCGACAACUUCUUGUUCAAAUGGUGGGAUCCCGUUGAGAAGGGGACUAUUCAAGAAGCUGCCGAUAUGAAAACCAUUCACAAGUUGACUUAAAAGCUACGUUGCUUGGACCCAUGUUGAUUUUUGGAGGAUCUGACAUGCACUCAUCGGCAUUUUUGGAGUCCGAGCAAAUAUAGCUUAAAAGUAUACAUUCCUAUCCCGUUAAGACAAAUAAAUUUGGUGGUACAAUAAUUCCUUUUACAUCCCUAGGUUUUGUUGCUGUGAGAAUAGAACAGAAGUAUCGUUGAGCCGAUCAGAACUUUGUAAUAUAAACAUGUUUCUGUUGAAUUUUAAUGAAAUAGCUUCUUGUUUUGUUCUUGGUAAA
Molecule: messenger RNA, 1262 nt
Organism: Capsicum annuum
Lineage: Eukaryota; Viridiplantae; Streptophyta; Magnoliopsida; Solanales; Solanaceae
Product: isopentenyl-diphosphate Delta-isomerase I
Exons: 6
Coding region: 284-991 (235 amino acids)
Biological process (GO): isopentenyl diphosphate biosynthetic process; isoprenoid biosynthetic process
Cellular component (GO): cytoplasm
Molecular function (GO): isopentenyl-diphosphate delta-isomerase activity
Source: RefSeq, a predicted model, not a curated record